AUGCACGUGUUGGUAUCGUAUGCUGUGACGGGAGCGGUAUGUUUGGCAUUGGAGCAAGGGCUGCGCGCGCUGGCUGGGCAUCAGGUUGUGUCCAGUGUGACGGCACGUCGUCUGACACACGCGUUGAUGGGUCCCGUGUUCAUGGGCUGCUGGCCUCUCUUCUCGGCCACUCCAACAACACAAGAGGCGCUGCUGGCCGCAAGCGUGCCGCUGCUCGUCACCCUCAAGUUUGCACUCAUUGGUUUUGGGAUCCUCAAUGACGAUUUUACCGUCCGCAUGCUAUGUCGCCAUGGCGAUCGCACAGAAAUCCUGUAUGGGCCAGUGCAGUAUGGCAUCAUCUUCACCACCGCCACCGCGCUGUACUUUCAAUCCCCACUUGCUGUGGUCUGUCUCAUGAACCUCUGUGUGGGCGACGUCAUGGCAGCCAUCCUAGGUGCUCGAUACGGCAAGACGAGGUGGCCGCUGCCUGUCGGAAAUCCAAAGACCAUCCUUGGCUCCGUUGCUUUCCUUGUGUCCAGUUUCCCAGCGUCGUGGCUGAUGCUGCACACCAUGGGGCUUGUGCUACCGUCAAUGCAUCCGCUGCCGACGACAGCGCAGCUGGGCGUGGUAUCGACAGCCGCUGCUCUUGUUGAAGCGCUCUCGCCCUCAAAACUCGACAACAUCACCGUGUUCCUCUCCACGCUCUUCAUCUACCACACCUUCAUCACUGCAUAG
Messenger RNA from Salpingoeca rosetta, 714 nucleotides. RefSeq lists its product as uncharacterized. The transcript has 2 exons. NCBI's taxonomy places the organism in Eukaryota, Choanoflagellata, Craspedida, Salpingoecidae. The coding region runs from base 1 to 714 and encodes 237 amino acids. Gene Ontology annotation, molecular function: ATP-dependent diacylglycerol kinase activity. Gene Ontology annotation, cellular component: endoplasmic reticulum membrane. The record is from RefSeq and is a predicted model, not a curated record. Gene Ontology annotation, biological process: phosphatidic acid biosynthetic process.